This is a messenger RNA of Paecilomyces variotii, 1880 nucleotides long. RefSeq lists its product as hypothetical. The record is from RefSeq and is a predicted model, not a curated record. Lineage: Eukaryota; Fungi; Ascomycota; Eurotiomycetes; Eurotiales; Thermoascaceae. Bases 234 to 1670 code for a protein of 478 amino acids. The transcript has a single exon. Gene Ontology annotation, molecular function: oxidoreductase activity.
CGACGCCAUCUCUUUGAUCCGUCGGAUCACCCAGGACUUUCGGAAGAAGGCAUGACACACUGCAUGUUUUAUCCCUGUAUCCGAUUGGAGCGAGCGGGGAUGUGCAUCGCCAUGUCAUCCUUAUCGGAUAACCAGGACGGCUACUCUCGGGCUGUCAUUUGAAUAUAAAUGAGCGGGUGCUUGUGAGAAACUUGCCAUCAUUCAUUCAACGAUCUAACAUGCUUUGACACAUAAUGGCAGAUGCGCAGGCGUCUAGUUGGGACCGCGAUGCUCUCAGGGCUCGUUUCUGUCUCGCGUUAUCGGACAUGUACAAACAGGAAGUUCCUCUCUACGCAGAUUUGAUCGAAAUUGUCAACGAGGUCGACGAUAAUGUCGUUUCAGACCGAUUAGCACAUCUAAAUGGAGCAAGUUCGUCGCUCGCGGAGGCCCCGUACGAGCUGCCACCGAGACAUCGAGUGGAGAGACAUGGAGCGAUUCGAUUAGGCACGCCAUACGAGCUUACCACCAUUAGACGUCUUUUUGCAAUCUUUGGGAUGUACCCUGUGGGUUAUUAUGACCUUACGGUCGUUGGAUUUCCACUCCAUGCUACUGCUUUUCGACCAGUGGAGACUGCAGCUCUGAACAAGCAUCCCUUCCGUGUUUUUACCACUCUUCUUAGACAAGACCUUUUGUCGGAGGAAAUCAGAAAUCUGGUUGGGGGCAUUUUAUCAAGACGGAAACUCUUCACAGAUCGCCUGCUUGAACUCAUCGAAACGGCAGAGAGGAACCAUGGGCUCGCAGCAGCUGAGACAGACGAACUGCUCUCCGAGGCGCUGAAGACCUUCAAAUGGCACUCCGCUGCAACAGUCACUAUUGAUGAAUACAACCGGUUGAAAGCAGAACAUCCAAUAGUUGCAGACAUCGCUUCUUUUCCGAGUGCACACAUUAAUCAUCUGACGCCACGGACUCUGGACAUCGAUCUCGUCCAAAAGACCAUGGUGGAAAGGGGAAUUCCUAGUAAAGAGCGGAUCGAGGGUCCUCCACCGCGAACGUGUGAGAUCCUUCUGCGGCAGACUAGCUUCAAAGCUCUGGAAGAGCGUGUCCGUUUCUAUUCUGACCAACAGAGCUCCUGGAUCGAUGGGAGUCACACUGCCAGAUUCGGCGAGAUUGAACAGCGCGGAGCUGCAGUCACACGCAAGGGACGAGAGCUUUAUGACAAGCUUCUUUCUGAAGCGUAUCGGCAAGCACAGAAUGAUUCAGAUGGCUUUGAUGGAGCCCUGAGAAGCUCGUUCCAGAAUUACCCAGAUAACUGGCUUCAGCUCAGGUCGGAGGGGCUUAUUUUCGUUCGAUAUAAACUUACCUCAAGAGGAGAGGAACGAUCAGGUCAUGCCAAAGACGCAGAUAGCAGCCCAAGGAGCGUAUCGGAACUCAUAAGAGACCGUCUCCUAGAUUUUGAUCCCAUCACUUACGAGGACUUCCUACCAGUCUCCGCUGCCGGAAUAUUUACAUCCAACCUGAAGAAGGACACGAGGGAAACAGCUAUGCGGCAAGGGAAACCGGAUCGAGAGAAUUUUGAACGGAAUUUAGGAACGACCGUAUCGGACGAGUUUCUGCUGUAUGAAGAAAUGGAAAGGAAUAGUUUGGAGGAGUGUCGGAUCGCACUAGGCCUUGACACGAUCACCAAGGACUAAAGUAUUGAGACGGGGGAGCUGUAAUGCAUUACUAUAGUAGUGCCCCAAAGAUUUAUUUGUCGGGACUGAUAGAGAUAUGAAGAUAACCUUCCUUUGUUGGCGACUAUUCAAUUGCUAAUCGCAGUAUACCUAUUAAAUUUAAUGAGAAAUUCCAUCCCUCCAUAACACAUUGGCGAAUCAAACAUUGGCAUCAGACUCUCAUGCAAAGGA